GAGAGAGAGAGAGAGAGAGAGCGAGAGAAAAGAGAGAGAGAGACUCUGCACCACUUUCAAUUCUGGAGUGCGGUCUGUUGUAGGCAGCGCGUGGCACCGCCCACUGACGGGGAAAACAAAAGUUUGUGAAAAGCAUAGUUUCGUUUCUUGCCCCUCUCUCUCUUUCUCUCUCUCUUUCUGUUUCUGUACUUGUCUCACUCUACACCACAUCAUCUUGCCUGGGGUGGGGGGGCACGGGUGCUGUUGGUGCUGCACCCUUGUGUUUGUAAGUGUGUAAGCGUGUGUGUGAGUGAGAGAGAGAGCUGAUAUAUAAGCUCAGUGCUCUCUGACGUGCUCUUUCUCUGUUGUGAGCUGCGUUCACUAUGAACACUCUCCCAGCCUAUUCAGGGGCCAGGAUCUCAGGCUGCUGGGCACUGAGGGCCGACGGCAGUGGAGGAGGGGAAGGCUCUUUGGACAGACUUUUACCAGCUGUGAACACGACCCUGUCACCACGCAAACGAACAACCAGCCAAUGCAAAUCAGAACCACCGCUACUGCGCACCAGCAAAAGAACCAUCUACACGGCCGGCCGCCCACCCUGGUACAAUGAACACGGGGCCCAGUCCAAAGAAGCGUUCGUUAUUGGUCUGUGCGGCGGGAGCGCCUCUGGGAAAACAACAGUGGCCCGCAAGAUCAUUGAGGCUCUGGAUGUUCCAUGGGUCGUGCUCUUGUCGAUGGAUUCCUUCUAUAAAGUCCUCUCGAAAGAGGAGCAGGAGUUGGCUGCCAGUAACGACUAUAACUUCGACCAUCCGGAUGCAUUCGACUUCGUCCUGCUCUCCCACACACUCCGCAAACUCAAACAGGGUAAAAGUGUGAAGAUCCCAGUGUACGACUUCACCACACACGGCCGGCAGAAAGAAUGGAAAAUUGUUUAUGGAGCCAGCGUCAUCAUAUUUGAAGGAAUCAUGUCGUUUGCAGACAAGGAGCUGCUGAAGCUGUUGGACAUGAAGAUCUUUGUGGACACAGACUCUGAUAUCCGGCUGGUACGGAGGCUGAGGAGGGACAUUAUGGAACGCGGGCGGGACAUUGAAGGAGUUAUCAAACAGUACAACAAGUUUGUGAAGCCGGCUUUUGAACAGUAUAUAGAGCCCACAAUGAGACUGGCAGACAUCGUCGUUCCCCGCGGUGGGGGAAACAUGGUGGCUAUUGAUCUGAUAGUGCAGCAUGUGCACAGUCAGCUGGAGGAGAGGAAACUCCGCUGGGAUAUGGCGGCACUGGCCUCGGCCCAUCAAGCCCAGCCCCUCCCACAGACGCUCAGUGUUCUGGAGAACACGCCGCAGGUCCGCGGCAUGCACACCAUUAUCAGGAAUAAGGACACGAACCGAGACGAGUUCAUCUUCUACUCUAAACGUCUGAUGAGACUCCUGAUCGAGAGAGCGCUCUCCUUCCUUCCAUCUCAGGUCCGAGUUGUUCAGACCCCGCAAGGUCAGGACUAUGAAGGACGGACGUUCCACGGUAAAAGGAUCACGGGUGUGUCCAUCCUCCGAGCCGGAGAAACCAUGGAGCCCGCGCUACGCGCCGUCUGCAAGGACGUCCGCAUCGGCAAGAUCCUCAUUCAGACCAAUCAGGACACAGGAGAGCCUGAGUUGCACUACCUGCGUUUGCCCAAAGACAUCAGUGAGGACCAUGUGAUCCUGAUGGACUGCACCGUGUCCACUGGAGCUGCUGCCAUGAUGGCGGUGCGAGUGCUACUGGAUCAUGAUGUUCAGGAGGAUAAGAUUCUGCUGGUGUCUCUGCUGAUGGCUGAGAUGGGGGUGCACUCUGUGGCAUACGCCUUUCCCCAGGUUAAAAUCAUCACCACCGCCGUCGACAAGAAGGUCAACGACCUGUUCCACAUCAUCCCCGGCAUCGGAAACUUCGGGGAUCGGUAUUUUGGCACGGACGCUCCGCCGGACUGGAGUGAUGAUGACAUGGACGAGCCCAGCUACUGACUGGCCCAUUCCAACUGAACGUAAUGGACAGGAACGUCUGCUUAGCCCUCAAGAAAUUCAACCACCAGUGAGCCUGAGCCUGCUGCUGAACCCCUGACCCCCUGACCACUAGAUCUGUACUGGUUCUCUCUUAAAUUCUUAAAUGCACUUCAGACCUGACGAGUCUGAGUAUCAGAAAACAGAUACAGACAUCGAGAUACAGAGAGGAGAGAGCAGAUGAAGCUCUCGUACCUUAUUAUUAUAUAUAUUUAGUUUUACUGACAGUAUGGCAGAUUUUCUGAACAUCCAGUGUGUUUAUAAAAAAAGGCAUAUUUUCUGAGGUUUACUCCAGAUUAGAAGUGUUUGUUGUAAAUAUUUAUUAUCUUUCUUUCUGUCAGGUUGUUUCAAUUCUAUUUAUCUAAGUUAUGAUGUGCCUUACGUGUUUGUUUGCCGCCACUGAAGAAGUUUUAGCCAGUUUUUUUAUCCGGUGUGAAGUGAAUGUUCUCAACGACGCAGCUGAAUGUGGAAACUUCUUUUUUUUUUUACUUGUGUGUUUUUUUUUUUAAGAAGUUUUUGCUUUGUAAACACGAGUAAAACAAGUCAAGCUUACAGCUUUGCCUUUCUGCACAUAGAAAGUGCUUUCUUUGAAGGACCACCUCACCACUUCGUCGGAAAAUAUGUGUGGGCGUUGUUUCUUUAACUCCUUGGUUUCCCCCCUGCUUUACCUGUGCAGAUCUGCUGACCAAACCGCAGCUGCCUGCGAGCGCGAAAAUGAAGCUUUUAGAACAAUGGAGCGAGCAUGUGACCUACAAACCCGGCGACUGCUCCGCUGCUGCUGCAUGUUCUCCAGUCCAUUUAGCUGAAGAUCCACUGAAAAGCAGAGCGCAGAAUCACUUAGUUUCAGAUUACUGUCAGUGAGUAUUUAUUUAUUUGAAGUUUAGAAAGAUGACUUUCUAUGGAAGGAUAAUUAGGUUCAGAGGAAAUGAUCAAUACUUGAGUUCAGGGGUGGGCAACAUUUCAAUAUUCUUGGCGAUAUUACAAAACAAAAAUAAUUACUGCAACAAAAUACAUAUUAAAGUUUAUUUGGAGAUAUUGUUGCACGCAAUAUGAUACAACACACCCCCAAUUAAGGUUUUCUGCAGAUUGUAACAGACGUAAAUAUUCCAACAUGCCAUGAUACUAAUAAUGCACUCCAUCGAUCCGGGAUUGAAGUGAAAUAAAUGAUACUGGACAGAUAUAGUCAGAUAUAAUACGUCUGUAGUAAUUAUUAAAUGGGGAAUGAGAACAGUAUGAAUUUUCCUUUUUCUACAAACAGCAAAAAAUAAAUAAAUAAUUGUACCCCAAUGGCUUAUAUAGCCCUAAAUUAAUAUCACAAUAUUUUAAGGUAUUUUUGCAAUAGCGACAUUUAAAAAAUCAGGUGAUAUUAUUGCGUAUGAUGCAAUAUGACACACCCCUACUUUAAAUACUUGUGAAAAAAACCUAGAGAACAUGCGUAUAUCAUUGUUGAUAUGACAGUGCUUUACAGUCACUCUUAAAAAACAAAAUAGCAGACUUUGUAAUAUUUGUAAUAUUUUGAGAAUGAAGUCGUAAAAUGUCAAGAAAAAGAGUCAUAAUAUUUUUUUUAAAUCAAGUCAUAUUUCUAUUAGUGAAUCUGAUAUAAAAGUAACUAUAACUAUACCUCAGUGUCCCUUAUUCUAAUACAAAAAGGUUUCUGUGUUGCUGUUGCAAACUCUUUACCCAUAAGAAUAAAAAACUUUCUUGGUUGUAAUGAAAGUUUUUUUUGUUUAAAUAAUUAUAAAUUAUUCUAAAAUAUUAUGAUUUUAUUUACAAACUAUUAUGACUUCAUUCUUAAAAUACCUCUGAAAAUAUUAUGCUUUUAUUUUUUUUAUUAUUAUUAUUUAUUUUUUAAUACAGAUGUGUUCUGUAUUGAUUUGACAAUAAAAUUUGAACAACACUCCAGACAUGCCAGAUUUGAGAGACUGUACAUAAAAUGUAGACAAUCCUUCUUAUUCUCUAUAUAAAGUUCCACAAAGAGUUUAUCAUAACAAAGCCACCAAUGAAAAAUGUAGUCUACUGGAUAUUAAAUAAAAAUGAUAAUUUUUAUUUAAUAAAAUAUAAUUUUUAAACCUAAAAUAUAACAUGAAGGGUAGAACGGUGCUUUAAUUUUCACUGAAUUCCAAAUAUCGUUUAAUAACAGUGAAACCAGUGUUUGCUAAGAAGCCACCACCCUUUUUUUUUUUUUUCUUUUUUUUUUUUUAACCUACAAUAAAAGCUGGUAUGAUGACACCAUGAGCAUCAUACAGUGUGUGUACUGCUGCAUUUUCCAUAUUGGAUUAAAAUGGGUUUGAAUAGCAGUUGUGUGUUGAUAGUUUGUGUUUAACAUGAUGAAGUUGCUAUAGAAUUACCGGUACCACUUUAUAAUAAGGCAUGAAUGAUUUAUAAAGGAGUUUAUUAAUAUUUAUUAAUUAGGUUGCAAAUACUUUAAAACCCAUUAAUGAGCAGUUAAUAAAUAUAUCUAAUAUCUAAUAUAUAAACCCUUAAAGGACUACCCUUUAAAGGUAGACUUAUUUUAAAGUGUCACCGAAUUACCAAAGUAGAUUUUAUAAAAUUAUCUAAUCAUCUAAUCUAGCACUCACUGCUUCAGGCGUGGUGCAGACGUGUUUGUGUGUAAUGUUACCCCACUGAGCACUUGUAGAGAAAUGAGUAAAAGUGUGUAAUUGGAUAAUGCUUUUUAUUUAAUGUUUUUUUAUGUGAAAUAUUUUUGAAUUGGGUGAUUUUAUGUUUUUUUUGUUUUUUUUUCUUUUUUUUUUUCCUUUUAUUCAUUUGUUAUAAAAGUGUACUGCAUUGAUCUGGCCUUUAUGGGAAACCACAGCACUCAAAAUCCUAAAGUGUUAAAAAUCUAAUUACUAUAUUAUACAGUCUAUAAACGGGUCAAUAUCAGUAUAUAACGUGCCUUUGUGUACACAGCAUACUAGUUUUCAUUUAGCUAUUUUAUUUAAAAAUAUCAAGCUUUUUAAAGGUCUUGGGAUAACUCCACCUCUUUAAAAAAAUUACCUUUCAUAUCAGUGACAUCACAACCAUCACACAAUAUUAAUUUCACUUCAUGUUUCUUAUAUUGUGUCCAUACUUUCUGAGAUUAACUGAAUCAAGCUGUCCACUCUGUCAUAGUCAAAUAUGACAGUAAUAUAAAAUAAAUUUAGGGAAUGAAAAUUUAUCAUUGAAACAGAACAAGGCGAUCGUGAAAAAUGUCUGCAACUUAAGGUCAAGCACACAUGAAAAUAUGAACAUUUCUGCUAAUAAUGUCGCAUGCAUAAAAUGGAGGGAAAAAAGAGGGUUAAGCAUCUGUGUAGUCUAAAACCCUAUAAAUAUGAUGGCUAAUCAAUAGAAUUAAUAUAAAAAAAAUUUUAAAAUCUGAAAAUUGCUCCUUUUUUGUUUUUGAUAUUUUUAAUUAUUUGUUGAACAACUACAGCUUAUUUAGCUCAAAAGGUCAAUCUUAAAACAUCUUAAAAUAAUGAGUAAAUUUAUAAUCCAGUCAUACCUUCUACUUUAUGUAGAUUUUUUUUGUUGGUAAUUUGAUCUGAUUCUUGUUUAGUGGUUUGUUAUUCUAAGUGUACUGAGAUAAACUGCAUUAUUAUCACAGGUUAAAAAAUAUCAUUUCCAUACACACCAUACAGAAUUGACCGUACAGAAACUGUUACACUCAUCUUACAAACAGAGUUUAGAUUAUUUAAACCAGUGGACUUGUUUUAAUCUGCACCUAAAUCAGAGUUUAACAGAUACAGUCCAGAUCACUCCAGGUUCAUUGUGUCUGCUGUAGAUUACUGCACUGUGUUCAGUAUGUCUCUGUGUGUUUUGAACCUGUUUUAGAUGGUGUGCACUGAAUGUAUCCAAAUUGCUGUUUUACACAGAGAUAGAUACCCUGUGAGAUGCUGUAUUUUUAUAUUAUUGUUAUUUAUAACAUGUAUCUUGCUGCAUGGGCUUCUUACAAUAAAAGUGCAAUAUAAAUAUA
Molecule: messenger RNA, 5958 nt
Organism: Astyanax mexicanus (Mexican tetra)
Lineage: Eukaryota; Metazoa; Chordata; Actinopteri; Characiformes; Acestrorhamphidae
Gene: uckl1b
Product: uridine-cytidine kinase 1-like 1b
Exons: 15
Coding region: 363-1970 (535 amino acids)
Cellular component (GO): cytoplasm
Molecular function (GO): kinase activity; ATP binding
Source: RefSeq, a predicted model, not a curated record